CUUAUGGCUGUCAGUCAGAUCAGUUUGUUCCGUUUGUUCUGUCUGCUUCAGUCAUUGACGACCCUUCGAUGCAGUGUGAAUAGUAUCUCGUUCGGUUCCUACGCUUCUUCUGCGGUCGUAUACCCAAUGUACAGCUUUAUUAGAAAAUAAUAAACAGGUAUCCAGUACCAGUAGUACAUAGUGAAAGAACGACAUCAUUUUUUGUAGACCAGUGAAAUCAAUGCAAGUGCACCCACCACAUAUUUGUCCGUGGUUCAUCGUGACGGUGACGAAAUGUGAUUCGUCCGGGAACAAAAGUGGACGACUAUUCACCUAAACGUUACCGGUAUACCUACUCUAUAUAUGAACAUAUCGUGCAGUAUUGAAAAGAUGCCAAAUUUGGAGAAAAAUGCUAAAUUGAUCUACCGUGCAGAUGAAACAUUGAUAAUGGAUUUAUAAUCAGACCGACGACCACACGAAGCAGCUCCAGUUCGAUUCCAGCAGCACCGUUCUGUGGUAGCAACACCAGUACAAAUCAUUUAAUGACUUUGACGCUUCAAGGUCUGCUGCGGAAGAGGUGUGAAUGGGUAUCGUUUAGCAAUAGGAGAAAGUGUGAUUAAAAUUUUCACGCACAGUGAACAUUCCUCGACGUCCGCCGAGGAAUGCUGGUGAGGAUGGCGUAUACUUCCGUCCGAAAUAUGACAAAGGCGAAAAACUUUGCCAUCCUGAUCGUGGUCGUAGCGCUGGUUGUGAUUGGCGCUAUCCUAAGUACGUCAUCGGCUGUACCAGAUGACAUCAACAAAGAAUACUCAUCCGUUCCUGAAAAUGACACUAUGGCGGUGUGCUAUGAAAGCUUCGAGGACACCCGAAAACUGAUAUAUAGCUCCACAGACAACGAUAACAGCAAUCAACCAAAGCCCAUCAUCUACUUCGUUACACCGACCUAUCCGAGAAGGGAACAGGUAGCGGAAAUAACCCGCCUCGGCCAGACACUAAUGCACAUUCCUUAUCUACACUGGAUUGUGGCAGACGACACGACCGUAUGCAACAGCUUUCUCAACAAUCUGAUCAAAAAAUUUGGUAUUCCAUAUACACACAUUGCCAGCCCCAUGCCGGACUUUUAUCGCACAAAGAAGCUCGUUCCUCGUGGUGUAGCCAACCGACGGGCAGCGUUAACAUGGAUUCGCAGCAACAACAAAAAGACCGGCGUGCUGUAUUUUGGCGACGACGAUAACACUUUCGACUUGAAGUUGUUCAGCGAAAUUCGCAGCACGAAAAAAGUGUCCAUGUUCCCGGUGGGACUCAUCGGUGAUUACGCCAUCAGUACCCCAGUAGUGAAGCACGGCCAAGUCGUUGGAUUCUUCGAUUCGUGGCCUGCGAAAAGAAAGUGGCCAGUGGAUAUGGCCGGGUUUGCGGUCAACCUGGAGUACAUGGGUCUCAGUCCAAACGUGACAAUGCCCUUCAAGGCAGGCUACGAAGAGGACGAAUUUCUCAAGAGCAUUGGACUGAAGAUGCAUGAUAUCGAACCGAAGGCGAACAACUGUACCGAGAUAUUGGUGUGGCACACGCAAACCAAAAACAACAAACCACCAAAGAUACGGAUUAGUACCGGCAUUCUUCAGAACGAGCAAUUCAAUCUGGGGGUGCUCCUCAAUAAGCUCGAAACGAUGGGCGUGAAUCAUAUCAGUCAGUCGGCAGGUACGGCAGCACAAAUAACAAAAGAUGGAAAAUCGAAGUCGUUAGGUUCGCGGUUUAGUUAAUUUUUUGCAUUAUUUCUCGCAAUACCGUUAGUUUUCCUACCAAUCUUGCUUAGCAAUUUUAAUGAAAAGUAAAAUAAGAUGUGUGCCACAUAGAUAUGCAGAAUAGUGAGAAAGUUAGGAUAUUAAAGUCAAAGCGCAUCAGUUCACCCAUUACGCACAUAGGAGGAAUUAUAACGUUAACUUUUGAAUAUCAUAUAAUUUGAGCUAGACAUCAGAAUAGGUCAAAUCCUGUAGCAUUAAGUUAAACCAACAGCACUGUUUGAAAUGAUCACACCACUCUUUCGCGAACACAGGAUCAAAAACAAACAUGAAAAAAUGUAUGCAAACUAAUUUAGUAAGCAUGCCGAUGCCCGAAAAGCAAAAACGAGAAAGACAAAACAGGGAGAAACUUUACUAAUAGUACAUAUAAACAUAAACAUUGAAUGUUGGUAACAGGAAUCAGUUUAUCGAAUUUCUAAUUACUCCGUUGUAAGUGAGUUAUGCGACAAAUCUGUUUUGAAAACAAUGCUAAUGCCGACCCCCAGUCCCCUAAAGCGCAUUUCAAAAGGACGUUUAAAACACUUUAAACAAGAUCGUAAUAAUCAUCGACGCUUAGGAAGUUUAAUGAGUAAGACCAUUGUGUGAACAUAACAUGUUUGAUACAACUUAAUAAUAUUCAUACAAAUCACGACUCAUCGUAGAACAUUUGGUGAUAGAAACUUCCAGAUGCGAGUAGUUUUUUUUAAUUAAGUUUGCUGUGAUAUUAGUUUAGUUUCGAUUUAAAGAAUAUCAGAUAGUGAGAUAAAUAUCAGUGAGGUAUUUAAGAGGAGAAAAUCGAAUAAUUUCCUAUUUGUAAGAUUUCUUUUAUUGAACAUUGGUUGUUUUGGUUGUUUAUGAUGAAAUGGCUAGUGUUUUUUGCCUGCUUUCUUAGGGAAAGUAUGAUAAUGUAAAUACAUUUUGACUGGUAUUAUAUGCCUGUCAUCAGAUAAACAUUAAAAACAUAAAUUAACCAAUUGUUUAAGCAUUUUGCAAUUAAAACCUGUAUCUUGACAAAGUUAGAUGAAUGAUUUGUUCUGUUCAAAUAAUUGUAUUUUUCAUUCUUAUAAGAUAUUGAAAAAUGCGCAUCAAUGAUGGCUAAUUUGAUCUACAAAAGUGGAAUGGAAAAUAUGGAAGAUUUGAAAAACAAUUUUAAGAUUUUCGCGUUUCCAGAUCUUCAAAUGAUUAAAAUUAUCUCAUUUUUGGAUCAGUAAUGGGCAAUCCGUUUGUGUUAGUGUUCUGGAUCUGUGGUACCGCGGUCUUGUAUCAACUUGGAACGCGAUCAUUUAUGAAUUUGUUUGAAUAUCAGUAAAUUCAGCGUUUUUGUAGAAUUCGACGUAAUAUUAAUGACGCUUACAAAAAGCGAUGUUUGAUAUAGACAGUUUUUAAAAUAUGUUUUUUUCUUCUAAAUAAUAAUGGAUUAUAAUUGAUAUCUGUUCCACAAUCGAAUCGUUUUCUAUGGUUUUGCAAAUCCGAAUUAGUUACCCAUCUCUAAGCUAAACCCUAGUAUUAACAUAUGGCGUGACCAUCAUCAUUAUCAUCAUCUAUGUUUAAAGCAAGACAAUGUUUCAAAUGCAAUUUAUAUACGUAUCUUCUUUGUUCGUUCAAUAUCAUGAUAAACUGUUCUAUAAUAUCUGAUAAUCGUAAUCAAUAAGCUGUGACCAAUCAGGGUUGCUGUUGUUGGGUUCCACAUACGGAGUUCUAAUCCGCAUCAUUAUCCUUCAUUGAUCUAAAAUUAAUUAUUAUGGCAACUUUAUAGUCACAAUGAAAGAAGGUUGUAUAUUAUUAGAAUGUGUACGAGAGAAGAAGCAUUGGUUGGCUAUCUGACACUGAAACUCACACCUUUUAUUUUUAUGCGUUACGAAAUUGAUAAAGAAAAAUUUACUUAAAAAUGUCACACAAUUUAUAAUGAGAACAGAAUUAUUUUCGUGUACUACUACAUCUCAAUCGAAAAAAAGAGCUUUAUAAUAAUUGAAAUAUUUAAUUGAAUUGCUGAUACUAUAAACUGGUAUGGACUUGAUGGCACCAUGAAGUAAACUAAGUAUAUAAUAAGCAAAAAGAUUAUUUUGGCAGUAGCUUGAGUCGGAAAAAUAUUGUUUUCGACAUCUGACAACGGGGGCUACUUUGGACAUUUUGAAACCAGAAUUAUAACGUGAUUUACUAUCAAUUUGCCAUUAUCACAAUUUGGGUGUCUCGUUGAUACUUGGAUGGCAACUUUCUAUUUCAAAUUUGAUAUUUUUUUCGUUUAACUUUUUCGGAAAAUCGAAAAGUAGCCCCCCGCAUCAAAUUGAUUUUUGAUAAUUUAUAGUUCACACAUUGUUGUAUAAAGUUGAAAGGUUGUAAGUCUGUAAUGUAUAAACAAAAAAUCUUAAUGAUAAGAUAUUACCUACUUGAUAUUAACAUAGUGGAAGUAGUCGAAUAGAAGAGUGAUUAGUUUUUUAGUUUUUUUUUAUCUCAUGACUAUGGUAGGCAUAGAUGAACUACUAUAGUUUGUUCCAUGCACAUUGCAUAGUAUUUCAUUACAGAAAAGAAUGCCGGCCAUAAGAGUGUAGUUUUCGUUUUAUACGACAUUGAAACGAACUAAUUAUUAUAUUAAGUUUUCAUUAAAUGGAUUAUGAUGCGUCUUAAAAAUCAUACAUCAUUAUUUCCACAUGCUUUAAUAAAACAAUUGUUUGGCAUUCAUAACAAAUUUCGUUGGUAAAAUUUCCAAGCAACCGUCAUUAAAUUCCAGUUAAUAAUUGCAUCAGUGUGCAUAUCCAUUAUGCAAUGAAGUCCAUACCAGUUAGGAUGAUCAUGUUUUUGGCAUCUCUUUGGGAUAUAAAUUGAUCUAUAGACUAAAGCCGCCUUUCAGAGGAAUAUUGUCAAAUAUAAUUAUAUGUUUCCUUUUUUGAAUUGGUGAACUCCCUUGGCCGCUGGGUAGAGGCGAUUUUUGACGACCGAUACUUUGAUUAGGUAAUAUUUGAUAGAUGUGGGUUACACCAUUCAAUUUUUUCAAGGUCUAGAUAAAGUCGAUUUUUUCUUCAAUAGUGGUCAUGUGGGUUUAUCAAAUAAAUAAAGAUUUUGUAUGAGAAAAGCGCUAAAAGCCACUUAACGAAAAGUUCUGUUUUUUGUGUUUUCAAACGCCUUGUAUCUGAAAAAAUGAGAAUAAAUCACAUUUUAUAAACAGCCCGAA
This is a messenger RNA of Armigeres subalbatus, 4926 nucleotides long. RefSeq names its product galactosylgalactosylxylosylprotein 3-beta-glucuronosyltransferase S. Lineage: Eukaryota; Metazoa; Arthropoda; Insecta; Diptera; Culicidae. The transcript is spliced from 6 exons. Gene Ontology annotation, biological process: carbohydrate metabolic process; chondroitin sulfate proteoglycan biosynthetic process. The record is from RefSeq and is a predicted model, not a curated record. Gene Ontology annotation, cellular component: Golgi membrane. Bases 642 to 1739 code for a protein of 365 amino acids. Gene Ontology annotation, molecular function: galactosylgalactosylxylosylprotein 3-beta-glucuronosyltransferase activity.